Suricata suricatta (meerkat) is the source of this 1238-nucleotide messenger RNA. RefSeq names its product 5'-nucleotidase, cytosolic IIIB (gene NT5C3B). The coding region runs from base 1 to 903 and encodes 300 amino acids. NCBI's taxonomy places the organism in Eukaryota, Metazoa, Chordata, Mammalia, Carnivora, Herpestidae. The record is from RefSeq and is a predicted model, not a curated record. Gene Ontology annotation, cellular component: cytoplasm. Gene Ontology annotation, molecular function: magnesium ion binding; 5'-nucleotidase activity. The transcript has 9 exons.
AUGGCAGAGGAGGUGAGCACCCCGAUGAAGGCCACGGUCCUGAUGCGGCAGCCCGGGCGGGUGCAGGAGAUCGUGGGCGCCCUCCGCAGGGGCGGGGGAGACCGCUUACAGGUUAUUUCUGAUUUUGACAUGACCUUGAGCAGGUUUGCAUAUAACGGAAAGCGAUGCCCUUCUUCUUACAACAUUCUGGAUAACAGCAAGAUCAUAAGUGAGGAGUGCCGGAAUGAGCUCAAAGCGCUCCUUCACCACUAUUACCCAAUUGAGAUUGACCCACACCGAACCAUCAAAGAGAAGUUACCUCAUAUGGUAGAAUGGUGGACCAAAGCGCACGAUCUCCUGUGCCAGCAGAAGAUUCAGAAGUUUCAGAUCGCCCAGGUGGUUAGAGACUCCAAUGCAAUGCUUAGGGAGGGAUACAAGACGUUCUUCAAUACCCUCUACCAGAACAAUGUUCCCCUGUUCAUCUUUUCUGCGGGCAUUGGUGACAUCCUAGAGGAGAUUAUCCGACAGAUGAAGGUGUUCCACCCCAACAUCCACAUUGUGUCUAACUACAUGGACUUUGACGAAGAUGGUUUCCUGCGGGGAUUCAAAGGCCAGCUCAUACACACCUACAACAAGAACAGCUCCGUUUGUGAGAACUCCGGGUACUUCCAGCAGCUGCAGGGCAAAACCAACAUCCUCCUACUGGGGGACUCCAUGGGGGACCUCACAAUGGCUGAUGGGGUUCCUGGUGUGGAGAACAUUCUCAAGAUUGGCUUUCUAAAUGACAAGGUGGCAGAGCGGCGGGAGCGCUACAUGGACUCCUAUGACAUUGUGCUGGAGAAGGACGAGACGCUGGACGUAGUCAACAGGCUGCUGCAGCACAUCCUGCACGGCAGUGACUGGAUGGAGAUGCAGGGCUCCUGAGUGCAGGCGUGGGGGACUGUGGGGAGGCAGCCUCCCCCAGAGGCGGCCCUGCCCAGGACCCUGCUUCUCCCAGUUCAGCAGAGAACAGUCCAGGUGGUGCAGCUGCUGAGCCCGCACGCCCCUCCCCCACCCACCCAGUGCCAACGAGGCUCCAGAACCUGGGCCCGGUGGGGGAGGGGCCACCAGGUGAACAUGGGACCUGCAGGGUGUUAGCACCCUAACUAGGGACCAUCGAGUCCAGGGGUUCUUUUUCCCCCAGGUUUUUAAACAUGGAGAGCUGUUCUUCAAAUCUCAUGUGUGAAACAGAUCCAAAUAAAAACAGGAAAAAAACCCAA